AUGCAGGAUCACUACAUUGGUAUUGACGUUGGUACCGGGUCUGCUCGUGCUUGUCUGAUAGACUCAUCUGGAGACAUUAAAGCUCUAGCCUCCGAGGCCAUUAAGCUAUGGCAGCCCCAACAAGGUUACUAUGAACAAUCAACUACCGAUAUCUGGCACUGUAUUUGCCAUUGUGUGCAACGCGUUGUCCACCAAUCCGGAGUCGACGUUGGUCAUAUCAAGGGCUUAGGUUUUGAUGCUACUUGCUCGCUCGCAGUUUUCUCUGAAAAGGAUGACCAACCUGUCACUGUUACCGGUCCGGACUUCGAGAACGACAGCAACGAUCGCAAUGUUAUCUUAUGGUUAGACCACCGUCCCGUCCAAGAGACGGACCAGAUCAAUGCUACAGGCCACAACCUGUUGCGAUAUGUAGGCGGCAAGAUGAGCAUUGAGAUGGAGAUUCCUAAAGUAUUAUGGCUGAAGAACAACAUGCCCAAGGAGCUAUUCGACCGCUGCAAGUUCUACGACUUGACAGAUGCGUUGACUCACUUGGCUACUGGCAACGAGAACCGAAGCUUCUGCAGCACGGUCUGCAAGCAAGGCUACGUCCCUAUCGGCGUAGAUGAAAGUGAGAAGGGUUGGCAAGAAGAUUUCUUCACUGAGAUCGGACUAAGCGACUUAGCCAAAGACAAUUUCAGGCGCAUGGGAGGCGUUCAUGGAAUUAACGGCAAAUACUUUAGCGCAGGAGAACUAGUUGGUCAUUUGUCUGACCAUGCUAGUAAGCAGCUCGGGCUGCAGGCUGGUAUCGCAGUCGGCAGUGGUGUAAUUGAUGCCUAUGCCGGCUGGGUCGGUACUGUUGGAGCAAAGGUCGACACUGAGUAUGGUCAUGCCGACGAGAGCGCCCCAGCAAACGAUCUCGCCCAAGCCUCUACCCGACUUGCUGCUGUAGCUGGCACAUCCACCUGCCAUCUUGCCAUGUCUGAGAAACCUGUGUUCGUCAAUGGAGUAUGGGGGCCUUACCGUGACGUACUCCUGCCUAAUUAUUGGUUAGCAGAGGGUGGCCAAUCGGCAACAGGUGAGCUUUUAAGGCACAUCCUCGAGACACAUCCGGCACAUAAGGAAAUUGUACCUCUCGCGGAAGCUAUGCACAUGAACGUAUAUGAUUACAUGAAUGGUCAUCUAAGGGAGUUAGCUGAGAAGACUAACGCUCCUACCGUUUCCUACCUUGGACGACAUUUCUUCUUCUACGGCGACCUGUGGGGUAACCGAUCGCCUAUUGCGGAUCCCAACAUGAAAGGAUCUGUAAUUGGUCUCAGUUCUGACUCCAGCGUUGAUGGUCUCGCCCUGUAUUAUUAUGCUACUAUGGAGUUCAUUGCCUUGCAAACCCGACAGAUCAUCGAGGCUAUGAACAAGGCAGGCCACAACAUUCAAACUAUUUUCAUGUCCGGCAGCCAAUGUCAGAACGAUAUGCUUAUGGAUCUCAUCGCUACUGUCUGCGAUAUGCCGGUGUUGAUUCCCCGAUACGUCCACGCUGCUGUGGUGCACGGGGCGGCCAUGCUCGGUGCAAAGGCAGCAAGCGCAGAUGCCGAUGGCAAGACUGAGAAUCUCUGGAGUAUUAUGGACCGAAUGAGCAAACCGGGUCGACUUGUUAAGCCCGGGAGUGACGCAAACGAGAAGAAACUCUUCGACGCCAAGUACGAAGUAUUCCUGGAGCAGUGCCGGACCCAGCGGGAAUACCGUUCUAAAAUUGACCAGGCUACUAGUACCUGGGGUCUUGAAUAUGGAAAUUAG
Molecule: messenger RNA, 1770 nt
Organism: Daldinia childiae
Lineage: Eukaryota; Fungi; Ascomycota; Sordariomycetes; Xylariales; Hypoxylaceae
Exons: 3
Coding region: 1-1770 (589 amino acids)
Biological process (GO): carbohydrate metabolic process
Molecular function (GO): phosphotransferase activity, alcohol group as acceptor; kinase activity
Source: RefSeq, a predicted model, not a curated record